GGAUCAUCCCGUACCCCUUCCUUCGCCCGCGCGCACUCCGGGACACCUCACGCUCGCACGGUCGCCGGCCCGUCCCCCGACUCCUCACCUCCUCGGUCAAACCGGCUCUUCACCUCGCCCGGCGGGGGCACUUCGCGACCGGCGAUGGCAGAGCAGCUUACCUGGGACCCCCCACAAGCGCCGGGGGCGGCGAGCCGGAGACAUCCGCGGGCGGUGGCGGCGACGGUGAGCUCAGGUGAGAGAGGAGCGGCGUCUCGGCGGCCACCUCCCCCAUCCUUGCGGAGAUCGACCUCCGCUUCCCCAAGUCACCGCUUCGCUGCUGCAUCCAUCGAUCAGCUCCCCGUCUUGCUCCCCCUCCCCAUCUGGCGACAAAAACAGCAAGGCGGCGAAGAUCACGCCAGUGCGAAUCGCAUGCAGGGUCUCAGCAUCGAAGAAUCUGUUUGCAAUGCCAUGGCCGUCACGGCAGAGUUUGGGCUCCACCGACUACGGCCUCUAGGCCAAGUACAAGGUCAAGGUGUUGCUUUCAGUUCUCGAUGAGCUCAAGGCGCAACAGGACAGGUACAACGUCAUGGUCGGCGGUAUAACGCCGACGCCGCUCGGGAAUCUCGCGUUUCUGAUAGAAAAUGUGGGGUUUGCACUGUUAAUUUUGCGUGAUCAACAGUCUAAUCGUGGACUAGAAAACUGAUGAAACACAUGGAACAAGCAGUUGCCAUUGAUCUUAUUCCGUGUAACUUCUAAAGGAAAGAUCUUGUGAAAUAUGUUAUUAUAAAUUCUCUAUAUGUGUACAACCGAACAUUUUUCAUUGGCUGAAACGGUCAUAUGAACCAUUCAUUCACA
Setaria italica (foxtail millet) is the source of this 837-nucleotide messenger RNA. RefSeq lists its product as uncharacterized. The coding region runs from base 145 to 537 and encodes 130 amino acids. Lineage: Eukaryota; Viridiplantae; Streptophyta; Magnoliopsida; Poales; Poaceae. The record is from RefSeq and is a predicted model, not a curated record. The transcript has 3 exons.